Messenger RNA from Orussus abietinus, 14435 nucleotides. RefSeq names its product dynein heavy chain, cytoplasmic (gene Dhc64C). Gene Ontology annotation, biological process: microtubule-based movement. The record is from RefSeq and is a predicted model, not a curated record. Gene Ontology annotation, cellular component: dynein complex. Bases 120 to 14081 code for a protein of 4653 amino acids. The transcript has 22 exons. Gene Ontology annotation, molecular function: ATP binding; ATP hydrolysis activity; dynein light intermediate chain binding. Lineage: Eukaryota; Metazoa; Arthropoda; Insecta; Hymenoptera; Orussidae.
CAAUCUCCCAACUCAUCUCUGGGGUUAGUGACAGCUUCAGUUAGUUUGAGGAACCCGUCUACUCGGCUGUGUGAUAUUGAAUUAAUAUAAAACAGUGAGAAAGUAACGAUUAACUCGCGAUGGGGGACUCUCUGGAUGGAUCCGGGGAGCCACCUCCUGAGUCGCAAAAUGUCGCGAUUGUGGAUUAUACAGCAUUUACACAUUAUCUCCGCGAGGCCGUUACGAUCCUUCUACCGGACGAAGACUUGGGUACGCCCGCUUUUAACGUUGCUCUAGAGGAUAAGAACAACCAAGAGUGCAUCCGAAAAUUUAUCAGCGAUUCGCAAGUCUGGGCACUCUACAUUCAAAGAAGUUCGAACAAAGAAGAUGACAGUGGUGAAGGAGAUGAAGAAAAGGAAAAUAUUGUAUAUUAUAUUUCAAAUGAGAUCCACUUUUCAAACCCCAAAAUGGCCUCCUUAGUUUUGAUGAAACGUGGGGCUGUUGUUGAGGCUGAUAAAUCGAUUCACUCUCAAGUUCGCCUCGUCACAUUCUCUGAUGGGCCCCCUUAUGAAACGUUACAUGCGAUUAGCAAGGCCAUGGCUCCUUAUUUCAAGAGCUAUGUAAAAGAAACGGGACGGGCAGAUAGAGAUGGAGAUAAAAUGGCACCAUCCGUGGAAAAAAAGAUUGCCGAACUCGAGAUGGGACUGCUACACUUGCAGCAAAAUAUAGACAUUCCUGAAAUUUCAUUGCCCGUACAUCCAGUAGUCUUACAAGUGAUUAAGCAAUGUGCGGAUGAAAACAGAAAACCUAAAGUUGCCGAUUUCGGUGACAAAGUUGAAGAUUCUACUUUCUUGAAUCAAUUGCAAAAUGGUGUAAACAAAUGGAUCAAAGAAAUUCAAAAGGUCACCAAACUGAAUCGCGAUCCGGAGUCUGGUACUGCUCUACAAGAAAUAUCGUUUUGGCUGAAUUUGGAAAGAGCACUCCAUCGAAUUCAAGAAAAACGUGAAAGCAUCGAGAUAUCUCUCACACUGGAUAUAUUAAAACAUGGCAAACGAUUUCAUGCCACCGUCAGUUUCGACACGGAUACCGGCCUGAAACAAGCAUUGGCAACAGUGAAUGAUUAUAACCCACUGAUGAAGGACUUUCCUAUAAAUGAUCUGUUAUCUGCUACCGAGCUGGAAAGAAUUAGAUCUGCGGUUCAACAGAUCUUCUUGCAUUUAAGAAAAAUCAGAAAUACCAAAUACCCUAUUAAGAGAGUUCUGGGGUUAGUUGAAGCUAUUUCAAGAGAUCUAGGACAACAAUUGCUUAAAGUGCUUGGUACUCGAAGACUGAUGCACAUCCCAUUUGAUGAAUUUGAAAAGGUCAUGGGACAAUGCUUCGAGGUGUUCGGUACUUGGGACGACGAGUACGAUAAGUUAAUUGGCUUGUUAAGAGACGUGGUUAAAAAGAAGCGAGACGAGCAUAUGAAAAUGGUAUGGCGAGUUUCAUCCGCUCACAAAAAACUUCAAACUAGGAUGGAACACAUGCGACGAUUUCGUCGACACCAUGAACAGUUGAGGACCGUGAUUGUACGAGUACUGAGACCAACUGUUCGUCAAAAUAGCAAUACUGCAAGUAUCGAAAAUCCCGACAAUGAUAACGUGAAGGUAGAAUUCGCUCUAGAUGCAGCGGAUGCCAAUGCAAUCAGCGAAGUUAAUCUAGCAUACGAAAAUGUCAAAGAAGUGGAUUGUUUAGACAUCACGAAAGAAGGUCUGGAGUCGUGGGAAGCAGCAGUGCAUCGAUAUGAAGAACGUAUAGAACGAGUUGAAGCUCGAAUCACAGCACAUCUUCGGGACCAAUUGGGUACUGCUAAAAAUGCAAACGAAAUGUUCCGAAUAUUUUCGCGAUUCAAUGCUCUUUUUGUUAGACCGCACAUCAGAGGCGCUAUCAGAGAGUACCAAACGCAGUUAAUACAGCGAGUAAAAGACGACAUUGAAGCACUUCAUGAGAAAUUUAAGGUUCAAUACGCACAAAGUAAAUGCUGCAGAAUGAGCAUGAUUAGAGAUUUACCUCCAGUUUCUGGGUCUAUAAUCUGGGUGAAGCAGAUUGACUACCAAUUAACCAUGUAUUUAAAACGCGUGGAAGAUGUUCUUGGCAAAGGAUGGGAAAAUCACAUUGAGGGUCAGAAACUGAAAGCAGACGGGGACAGUUUCCGCUUGAAACUUUCGACCCAGGUUAUCUUCGAUGAGUGGGCACGAAAAGUGCAGCAACGUAACAUUGGAGUCACUGGAAGAAUAUUUACAAUCGAAAGCGUUCGUUCACGAUCUGGACGAGGCAAUGCACUUAAAUUGAAAGUUAAUUUCCUGCCAGAAAUCAUCACGCUAUCGAAGGAAGUUAGGAAUCUAAAGAAUCUUGGAUUCCGAGUGCCUUUAGCUAUUGUUAACAAGGCGCACCAAGCUAAUCAACUGUAUCCCUUUGCAAUUAGUUUAAUCGAAAGCAUCAGAACCUAUGAGCGGACUCUAGAAAAGCUUACCAAUCGGAGUCCUCACUGUCCCGCACUGAAGAUCGAAGAUAAGGCCAGCAUCAUCCCAUUAGUAGCUGGAAUGCGAAAAGACGUUUUAACACUCAUAUCCGAGGGGAUUGCUCUAGUGUGGGAAAGUUACAAAUUAGACCCGUAUGUCCAGCGAUUAUCCGAUGUGGUUGUCUCAUUCCAAGAAAAAGUGGAGGAUUUAUUGGUAGUCGAAGAACAGCUGGAUGUGGACGUCCGAUCGCUAGAAACUUGUCCGUACUCAGCAAAUACGUUCGCCGACAUACUGUCGAAGAUCCAGAAAUCUGUCGACGAGUUGUCUUUGAAGAACUAUUCGAAUUUGCAUAUUUGGGUUGCCAGGCUCGACGAAGAGGUCGAAAAGAAUUUAGCUGCUCGGUUAGAAGCCGGAAUUAAAGCAUGGACGGAUGCUCUUACUGGCCAGAAGAAGGAAGUUGAUUCGAGCAUGGAUACCGAUGCGCCUACACAGCCUACGCACAAGCCAGGUGGCGAUCCCAAGAUUCAGAAUCAAAUUCAUGAAGUUAGAAUCACCAAUCAGACGAUGUAUUUGUAUCCUAGUAUCGAGGAUGCGCGAUUUCAGAUAAUGCAACAACUGUUCGCUUGGCAAGCCAUCGUUACGUCCCAAGUUCGCCUUCAGAGUUCCCGAUAUCAAGUGGGGCUUGAUAAACCUGAAUCCGGCACGUACAGAAACCUUCUUACAAAAUUGCCUUCUGGAAAAGCGCCGUUAGAAUCUGCCUACGAUGCAGUCGAAUCGAGGAUAAAGGAUAUUUCCGAUUAUGUUGAUCAAUGGCUAAGAUACCAAGCGCUCUGGGAUCUUCAACCUGAUAACCUCUACGGAAAAUUAGGAGAUGAUAUAAGCUUGUGGAUGAAAUGCCUUAAUGACAUCAAGAAAACUAGAACGACAUUUGACACUUCCGAUACGAGACGUGAAUUUGGUCCCGUGAUUAUUGAUUAUGCAAAAGUGCAAAGCAAAGUGUCACUUAAAUAUGAUUCCUGGCACAAAGAGACGUUAGGUAAAUUUGGAUCACUUCUUGGAAACGAGAUGGUCAGUUUCCACGCUCAAGUUUCCAAGUCUCGAAGUGAUCUUGAACAACAAUCUAUCGAAGCUGCUAGUACAUCCGAUGCCGUUGGAUUCAUUACCUAUGUUCAGUCUCUAAAACGCAAAAUGAAAGCUUGGGAAAAGCAGGUAGACGUUUAUCGAGAAGGUCAAAGAAUAUUGGAACGUCAAAGGUUCCAGUUCCCCACAAGUUGGCUACAUGUUGAUAAUAUCGAGGGAGAGUGGGGUGCAUUCAACGAAAUUAUUAAACGAAAGGACACGAGCAUUCAGACCCAAGUAGCUUCUUUGCAAAUGAAGAUAGUUGCAGAGGACAAAGCUGUCGAAACGAGAACAACGGAUUUCCUUAGCGACUGGGAAAGAGGUAAGCCUGUCGAAGGCCAUUUACGUCCCGACGAAGCGUUACAGCAAUUGCAACUAUUUGAAAGUAAAUUUGCACGACUCAAAGAAGAAAGAGAUAACGUUGCAAAGGCAAAGGAAGCUUUGGAACUUCAAGAAGUUGGUGGAGUAUCUACGAGCGAAGAUAGAAUGCAGGUUGUAUUCGAAGAACUGCAAGACUUAAGAGGAGUGUGGUCCGAGUUGUCAAGAAUUUGGGCGCAGAUCGAUGAAACCAGAGAGAAGCCAUGGUUGUCGGUUCAACCAAGAAAAUUACGUCAACAAUUGGAUACGAUGAUGGCUCAAUUGAAGGAGCUUCCAGCAAGAUUGAGACAAUAUUCCUCUUAUGAGUAUGUGAAGAAGAUGCUACAGAGUUACACGAAAGUAAACAUGCUAAUUGUGGAAUUAAAAUCCGAUGCACUGAAGGAACGCCACUGGAAACAAUUGACGAAGCAGUUAAGAGUUAACUGGGUGUUAAGCGAAUUAACGCUUGGUCAAGUAUGGGACGUUAAUCUUCAAAAGAACGAAGGUAUCGUUAAAGACGUGAUUCUAGUCGCCCAAGGAGAAAUGGCCUUAGAAGAAUUUUUGAAGCAAGUACGCGAAUCCUGGCAAACAUACGAAUUGGAUUUAAUAAACUAUCAAAGCAAAUGUAGACUAAUUCGAGGAUGGGACGAUCUCUUUAACAAAGUUAAAGAACAUAUUAAUUCUGUCGCGGCGAUGAAGCUGUCACCGUACUACAAAGUUUUUGAAGAAGAAGCAUUAACUUGGGAAGAGAAACUCAACAGAAUCAAUGCCCUCUUUGACGUUUGGAUAGACGUUCAGAGAAGAUGGGUUUACCUGGAAGGUAUAUUUUCGGGUAGUGCCGAUAUCAAAACAUUGUUACCCGUUGAAACAUCGCGUUUCCAAAGUAUUAGUUCCGAAUUUUUGGGAUUGAUGAAAAAAGUAUCGAAAUCACCGAUGGUAAUGGACGUAUUGAACAUCCCAGGAGUUCAAAGAGCUCUUGAGCGCUUAGCAGACCUUUUAGGUAAAAUUCAAAAAGCACUUGGAGAGUACCUCGAACGGGAAAGAACAUCGUUCCCACGUUUCUACUUCGUCGGAGAUGAAGAUUUGCUAGAGAUUAUUGGAAACAGCAAGAAUGUUGCACGACUGCAGAAACACUUUAAAAAGAUGUUCGCAGGCAUAGCAGCCAUUUUGCUGAACGAAGACAAUACCGUCAUCACGGGUAUUGCUUCUCGCGAAGGAGAGGAAGUAACGUUUCAGAAUCCCGUUUCUACGACUGAUCAUCCGAAGAUCAACGAAUGGUUGACACUCGUUGAAAAAGAAAUGAGAGUAACUCUUGCUUCUAGUCUGGCUAGAGCUGUGCAAGAUAUUAAACAGUUUAAAGACGGUAAUGUUAAUCCUCAAGCCUUCAUGACUUGGUGCGACGAAUAUCAAGCACAAAUUAUAGUAUUAGCCGCUCAAAUUCUUUGGUCUGAGGAUGUAGAAGCUGCACUUCAUGAAGCACAAUCUGAUCCUAAUAAAAACCCGCUUGAGAGGGUCCUCAACCAAGUCGAAAUAACAUUAAAUGUUCUGGCCGAUUCGGUGCUUCAGGAGCAGCCAGCCCUGCGAAGAAAGAAACUCGAGCACUUAAUUAACGAGUUUGUGCACAAACGUACUGUCACGAGAAGAUUGAUUGCGAAUAAGGUUUCAAAUCCUAAAGCUUUUGAAUGGUUGUGUGAAAUGCGGUUCUAUUUCGACCCUAGGCAAACCGAAGUACUUCAACAGUUAACUAUACACAUGGCAAACGCAAAGUUCUUUUACGGAUUUGAGUACUUGGGUGUUCAAGAUAGACUCGUUCAAACACCCUUGACUGAUAGAUGCUACUUGACAAUGACACAAGCCUUGGAAGCCAGAUUAGGUGGUUCACCAUUUGGUCCUGCUGGGACGGGAAAGACAGAAUCUGUCAAAGCUCUGGGUCAUCAACUUGGCCGCUUCGUGCUGGUGUUUAAUUGCGACGAAACAUUCGAUUUUCAGGCUAUGGGUCGUAUCUUUGUCGGUCUUUGCCAAGUUGGUGCUUGGGGUUGUUUCGACGAAUUUAAUCGGCUGGAGGAGCGCAUGCUUUCGGCUGUGUCUCAACAAGUUCAAACUAUCCAAGAAGCUCUUAAGAGCCAAAUGGAAGGAAAGAAAGAAGGGAUGCUUUGUGUAGAACUCGUUGGAAAGCAAGUUAAAGUGUCUACGGAUAUGGCAAUUUUCAUUACAAUGAAUCCUGGUUAUGCUGGACGAUCGAAUUUGCCGGAUAAUCUGAAGAAGUUGUUCAGAUCUUUAGCCAUGACCACGCCUGACAGACAAUUGAUUGCUGAAGUUAUGCUUUUCAGUCAAGGAUUCAGAACUGCAGAAAAACUUGCAUGCAAGAUCGUACCAUUCUUCAAGCUAUGCGAUGAACAAUUGUCGAAUCAGUCCCAUUAUGACUUUGGUCUUCGAGCUCUGAAAUCUGUAUUGAUAUCUGCUGGCAACGUAAAACGCGAUCGGAUUCAAAAGAUUAAGGAAGGCAUGCAAAGUCGUGGUGAAACCGAUAUCGAUGAAGCUUCAAUUGCUGAGAAUUUACCGGAACAAGAAAUUUUAAUCCAGUCCGUAUGUGAAACAAUGGUACCGAAAUUAGUUGCUGAGGACAUUCCAUUGUUGUUUAGCUUACUCAACGAUGUAUUCCCGAAUGUGAAUUAUACUCGAGCUGAAAUGAAAGGUCUGAAGGAUCAAAUUAGAAAGGUUUGUGCCGAAGAAUAUUUCGUGUGUGGCGAAGGUGACGAACAAGGUGGAGCGUGGCAAGAAAAGGUUUUGCAACUAUACCAAAUAUGCAACUUGAACCAUGGAUUAAUGAUGGUGGGACCCAGUGGUUCUGGUAAAACCACAGCCUGGAAAGUAUUAUUGAAGGCUCUGGAAAGAUUUGAAGGCACUGAAGGGGUUGCCCAUGUAAUCGAUCCCAAAGCUAUAAGUAAAGAAACGUUGUACGGUGUACUGGAUCCAAACACGCGAGAAUGGACGGAUGGAUUAUUUACGCACAUCUUACGAAAAAUUAUCGACAACGUCAGAGGCGAAAUCAACAAACGUCAAUGGAUUAUAUUCGAUGGGGACGUGGAUCCAGAAUGGGUUGAAAACUUGAAUUCCGUUCUCGACGACAAUAAACUUUUAACAUUGCCUAACGGCGAACGUCUAAGCCUGCCGCCCAAUGUCAGAGUAAUGUUCGAAGUUCAAGAUCUUAAAUAUGCGACACUAGCCACUGUGUCACGUUGCGGAAUGGUGUGGUUCUCGGAGGAUGUACUUUCUACCGAAAUGAUAUUUGAAAAUUACAUGCUUAGGCUGAAGAAUAUCGCACUUGAAGAUGGGGAGGAGGACACCCUUGGAAAGAAGAUGUCCGAUAAAGAAGAUACUAUUUCUCCUGCGUUAUCGGUUCAACGAGAAGUUGCCGGCAUUUUGCAAAGCUAUUUUGCUCCCGAUGGCUUAGUAGUCAGGUGUCUGGAAUAUGCUAUGAAACAAGAACAUAUAAUGGACUUCACCCGUCUGCGUGCUCUUAGCUCUUUAUUCUCGAUGCUUAAUCAAGCCGUACGUAACGUACUGCUGUACAACCACGCGCAUAUAGAUUUCCCUCUACCGAGCGAACAGUUGGAACGUUACAUGCCAAAGUGUCUUGUUUAUGCAUUACUGUGGAGCUUUGCUGGAGACGCUAAAUUAAAGGUUCGAUCAGAUCUGGGAGACUUCAUCAGAUCCAUAACAACGGUGCCUCUGCCAGCUCAGAGCAGCAUACCAAUUAUUGACUUUGAAGUGAACAUACACGGAGAAUGGUUGCCUUGGAGUAACAAAGUACCGCAGAUUGAGGUUGAAACUCAUAAAGUAGCAAGUCCAGAUAUCGUUGUGCCGACCCUGGAUACCGUACGACACGAGAGUUUGCUUUAUACUUGGCUAGCCGAACACAAACCACUUGUGCUCUGUGGACCUCCCGGUUCUGGCAAGACGAUGACUCUCUUCUCCGCUCUAAGAGCUCUCCCUGAUAUGGAAGUUGUCGGAUUGAACUUUUCUUCUGCCACCACCCCGGAACUUCUACUCAAAACGUUUGAUCACUACUGCGAAUAUCGUAAAACGCCUAACGGUGUUGUUCUGUCACCUGUACAACUUGGCAAAUGGCUGGUUUUGUUCUGCGAUGAGAUAAAUCUGCCGGAUAUGGAUAAUUACGGAACGCAGAGAGUAAUCUCAUUCUUGAGACAGUUGGUAGAACACAGAGGAUUCUACAGAACCAGUGAUCAAGCUUGGGUGAGCCUGGAAAGAAUUCAAUUCGUCGGUGCUUGUAAUCCACCGACAGAUCCCGGACGAAAGCCACUAAGUCAUAGAUUUUUGCGUCAUGUACCCGUCAUUUACGUUGACUAUCCUGGUGAGACUUCCCUCAAACAGAUUUAUGGAACCUUCACCCGUGCAAUGCUUAGGUUGACCCCCUCGUUAAGAGGAUAUGCUGAACCGUUGACAAACGCAAUGGUUGAGUUCUAUUUGGCUUCUCAAGAGAAAUUUACGCAAGAUAUGCAGCCACAUUACGUGUAUUCUCCACGUGAAAUGACCCGAUGGGUGCGAGGAAUUUGCGAGGCUAUACGACCUUUGGAUAGCUUAUCGGUUGAAGGUUUGGUUCGUCUGUGGGCUCACGAAGCCCUUCGUCUUUUCCAAGAUAGGCUUGUCGAGGAUUCCGAGCGGGCCUGGACAAAUAAUAAUAUCGACGUCGUUGCCUUGAAACACUUUAUGGACGUCGAUAAGGAGAAAUCACUAUCUAGGCCUAUAUUGUACAGUAACUGGUUAUCCAAAGAUUAUGUACCAGUAAACAGGCAAGAAUUGAGAGAUUAUGUGAGAGCUAGGUUGAAGGUCUUCUACGAGGAGGAACUGGACGUACCAUUGGUUCUCUUUGAUGAAGUUCUUGAGCAUGUUUUGCGAAUUGACAGAAUUUUCCGUCAGCCUCAGGGACAUUUACUGCUAAUUGGUGUCUCUGGCGCUGGUAAGACAACUCUGUCUAGAUUUGUUGCAUGGAUGAAUGGACUUUCCAUUUUCCAAAUCAAGGUCCACAACAAAUACACCGGUGAAGAUUUCGAUGAAGAUUUAAGGCAGGUAUUGAGACGAUCUGGCUGUAAAGAUGAAAAAAUUGCCUUUAUCCUUGACGAGUCCAAUGUCUUGGAUUCUGGUUUCUUGGAGAGAAUGAACACUUUACUAGCUAAUGGAGAGGUCCCAGGAUUAUUCGAGGGCGAUGAAUAUACGACUCUUAUGACACAAUGCAAAGAAGGCGCUCAACGGGAAGGAUUGAUGUUGGACUCUAACGAAGAACUGUACAAAUGGUUCACUGGUCAAGUUAUGAAGAAUUUGCACGUCGUCUUUACGAUGAAUCCAAGUACCGAUGGCUUAAAGGAUAGGGCCGCUACAUCACCGGCAUUGUUCAAUAGAUGCGUACUCAAUUGGUUCGGCGAUUGGUCCGAUAACGCAUUGUUCCAAGUAGGAAAAGAGUUUACGAACCGUGUCGAUUUAGAAAGGCCAUCUUGGAAAUGCCCCGAUUUCUUCCCGUCGGUUUGUUCGCUAAUACCUGCACAACCAUCUCACCGAGACGCCGUCAUUAAUGCAUGCGUGUACGUGCAUCAGACACUGCACAAAGCAAAUGCCAGACUGGCUAAAAGAGGCAGCAGAACUAUGGCGAUCACACCUCGUCAUUAUCUGGACUUCAUCAAUCACUUCGUUAAGUUAUACCAAGAAAAGAGAAGCGACCUAGAGGAACAGCAACUUCACUUGAACGUUGGCUUGGGUAAAAUCGCUGAAACUGUAGAACAAGUUGAGGAAAUGCAGAAGAGCUUGGCAGUCAAAUCUCAGGAACUGCAAGCCAAGAACGAAGCCGCAAACGCCAAAUUACGGCAGAUGGUUAAAGAUCAACAAGAAGCUGAGAAGAAGAAAGUUCAAAGUCAAGAAAUUCAACAACAAUUGGCCGCACAAACAGUAGCCAUCAACCAGAAACGAGAAGAUGUCAUGGCUGAUUUAGCGCAAGUUGAACCAGCUGUCAUAGAUGCUCAGAAUGCGGUGAAAUCGAUAAAGAAACAGCAUUUGGUUGAGGUUCGCACCAUGGCGAACCCACCAGCGAUCGUCAAGGUUGCGCUGGAGUCUAUCUGCCUGUUGCUCGGCGAAAAUGCCAACGACUGGAAAACUAUCCGCACGGUCGUCAUGCGAGACAAUUUUAUCAAUACCAUUGUCUCUAAUUUCAGUACCGAGGACAUUACUGACGAAGUUCGUGAGAAAAUGAAAAGUCGUUACUUGAGUAACCCUGAGUAUAACUUUGAAAAAGUUAACCGAGCUAGUUUGGCAUGUGGUCCGAUGGUUAAAUGGGCUACGGCACAGAUUGAAUAUGCCGAUAUGCUGAAACGAGUGGAACCACUGCGAGAUGAACUCCAUUCUCUCGAGCACCAAGCAGAAACUAAUAUGCUCAAAGGCGAAGAAGUGAAAAAUUUAAUUGCUCAACUGGAACAAAGUAUCGCCUCCUACAAGGAAGAAUAUGCUCAGCUGAUAUCGCAAGCACAAGCUAUUAAGGCUGACUUGGAAAAUGUACAGGGCAAAGUAGACAGGUCUAUAGCCCUUCUAAAAUCUCUGGUAAUAGAAAGGGAAAGAUGGGAGGCAACGAGUGAAACGUUUAGAAGUCAAAUGUCUACAAUCAUCGGAGAUGUUCUUUUGUCAUCUGCAUUCUUGGCUUACGCCGGUUACUUCGAUCAACACUACCGUCAAAAUCUAUUUACUACAUGGUGUCAACAUCUGCAGCAUGCAAACUUGCAAUUCCGACCAGAUAUUGCAAGAACCGAGUAUCUUUCCAACCCCGAUGAACGAUUAAGGUGGCAAGCCAAUGCUCUGCCAACGGAUGACUUGUGCACUGAAAAUGCUAUUAUGUUGAAGCGUUUCAACAGAUACCCCUUGAUCAUCGACCCAUCGGGUCAAGCAACAGAAUUCAUAAUGAACGAGUUCAAAGACAGGAAAAUCACCAAGACCAGUUUCUUGGAUGAUUCGUUUAGAAAGAACUUGGAAAGUGCGUUGCGAUUUGGUAAUCCAUUGCUGGUGCAAGACGUCGAAAAUUACGACCCCAUCUUAAAUCCCGUUCUCAAUAGAGAAUUGAGAAGAACAGGUGGUCGAGUUCUGAUAACACUCGGGGACCAAGAUAUCGAUCUUUCUCCAUCGUUUGUCAUCUUCUUGUCUACUCGAGAUCCUACCGUAGAAUUCCCCCCAGAUAUUUGCUCUCGCGUAACAUUCGUCAACUUCACCGUAACUAGAAGCUCCUUGCAAAGUCAAUGCUUGAACCAGGUCCUCAAAGCGGAGAGACCGGACAUCGAUGAAAAGAGGUCAGACCUUCUGAAAUUGCAAGGGGAGUUCCACCUCCGACUGAGGCAACUCGAAAAGUCUUUGCUGCAAGCUCUGAAUGACGCCAAAGGCAAAAUCCUCGACGAUGAUUCGGUUAUUACAACCCUGGAAACGUUAAAACAAGAGGCUGCUGACAUCAGUAAGAAGGUCGAAGAGACGGAUAAAGUCAUUGGAGAAAUCGAGACGGUGUCUCAGCAAUACCUGCCACUCUCGCAAGCAUGCUCUAAUAUGUACUUUACCAUGGACAGCCUCAACCAAGUACAUUUCUUAUAUCAGUACUCAUUGAAAAUGUUCUUGGACAUUUUCACAUCCGUGCUGUCUCAAAAUCCAAAACUAUCCGGAAUAUCGGAUUAUACUCAGAGACUGUCCCGAAUAACGAGCGACCUGUUCUCCGUCUGUUAUGAGCGCGUGGCAAGAGGAAUGUUACAUACGGAUAGACUAACAUUCGCCUUGUUGUUGUGUCGCAUUCAUUUGAAAGGAAUCACCACAGAAUCGACUUACGACAACGAGUUUACGUUCUUCUUAAGAGGCAAGGAAGGGGUACUGAACGUCAGAGGACCACCCGUGCCCAGUUUGAGUUCCGAGCAACAAGAGGCAAUGAUGCGAUUGAGCCUUCGACUGCCAGCCUUCAAAAGAUUAUCGGAAAAGAUCCAAACGGACGCGGAAUUUAGCGCUUGGUUGCAAUCGCCUUCACCCGAGACAUGUGUGCCUCAACUUUGGGACGAAGAGAAACCUUUGUCACCAACUGGAACGGCUAUGCAUCAGCUCCUUGCUAUCCAAGCUUUCAGACCGGAUAGAGUAAUAGCAGCUGCGUCUCUGGUAGUGACAUCCGCCCUCGGUGAAUCCUUCAUGGCUGCAGCGGAAGCUGAGUUGGACUUUGCAUCCGUGGUCGAGACCCAACUGAAAGCAGCUGUCCCAGCGUUACUGUGCUCCGUUCCUGGCUUCGAUGCUUCCAGCAGAGUGGACGAUCUAGCUGCCGAGCUCGGAAAACAAAUCGCCAGCAUCGCCAUAGGUUCUGCGGAAGGUUUCAAUCAAGCUGACAGAGCUAUUAACAUGGCAGUCAAGGCGGGUAGAUGGGUACUAUUGAAGAACGUGCACCUAGCGCCGCAGUGGUUGGUGCAACUUGAAAAGAAAUUGCAUAGUUUACAGCCACACGCGAGCUUCCGAUUGUUCCUCACGAUGGAAAUCAAUCCCAAGGUCCCUGUCAAUUUGCUCAGAGCUGGUCGCAUAUUUGUGUUUGAACCACCCCCGGGUAUCAGAGCGAAUCUGCUGCGUACUUUUAGUACCGUACCCGCUUCGCGUAUGAUGAAAGCACCAAACGAAAGAGCUCGUCUUUACUUCCUGCUCGCGUGGUUCCAUGCAAUCGUUCAAGAACGACUUCGGUAUGCGCCUCUGGGAUGGGCAAAGCAUUACGAGUUCAAUGAGAGCGAUCUGAGAGUGGCGUGUGAUACGUUGGACACUUGGAUAGAAACCACAGCUAUGGGACGGACCAAUCUACCACCGGAGAAGGUUCCAUGGGAUGCCCUGGUUACUCUUCUCUCUCAAUGCAUUUACGGCGGGAAGAUUGACAAUGAUUUUGAUCAGCGCCUGUUGGCUUCGUUCCUUAGAAAAUUAUUCACACCGAGAUCUUUCGAGGCAGACUUCGCUCUGGUGGCAAAUGUGGAUGGCGCCCAAGGAAGUCAGCGUCAUAUAACAAUGCCAGAUGGAACCAGGCGCGAUCACUUCCUCAAGUGGAUUGAAUCUCUUUCCGACAGACAAACGCCAUCUUGGUUGGGACUUCCCAAUAACGCGGAAAAGGUACUUCUUACGACCAGAGGAACGGAUUUGGUCUCUAAACUCUUAAAGAUGCAACAACUCGAAGACGAAGACGAGCUGGCGUAUUCUAAUGACGAAUCUUUGAGUGCUCCUCGGGAAACGGAGGCUGAUGGGCGUCCAUCAUGGAUGAGGACCUUACACAAUUCUGCUUCCACUUGGUUGCAAUUACUUCCUAAAAAUCUACCAACUCUGAAGAGGACAGUGGAAAAUAUUAAAGAUCCAUUGUACAGAUAUUUCGAGAGAGAGGUUCAUAGUGGAGCCAAAUUGCUUCAGGAUGUUAUUCAUGAUUUAGAAGACGUCGUCUUGAUCUGUCAGGGCGAGAAGAAACAGACGAAUUACCAUAGGACGAUGCUUUCGGAACUGGUAAAGGGUAUUUUACCUGCUGGAUGGAGAAGGUACACCGUGCCCAGAGGAUGCACCGUCAUUCAAUGGAUCACCGAUUUUAGUCACAGAGUUACUCAAUUGCAAGAAGUAUCUCGGUUGGUUUCCCAGGGCGGUGCGAAGGAAAUUAAGAGCUUCCCUGUAUGGUUGGGUGGACUGCUGAACCCAGAAGCUUACAUCACGGCGACGAGACAAUGCAUCGCGCAGGCAAACAGUUGGUCCCUCGAAGAAUUGCAGCUCGACGUAACGAUCGGGGAUGGCGACAAUAUCUCCACGGACGACUGCUCAUUCGCCGUCACUGGAUUGAAGUUGCAGGGAGCACAAUGCAAAGAUAAUCAGCUGUAUCUUACGUCGACCAUCAUGACCGAUUUGCCGGUUACCAUGCUCCGAUGGGUGCGAUCAAGCAGCGAAGAAGCUAAAAAGGGCAAACUGUCCUUGCCGGUCUAUUUAAACAGCACCCGUACCGAAUUACUAUUUACAGUAGAUUUGAACAUAGCUGCGAACCAGGAGCAGCACAGCUUUUACGAGCGAGGUGUCGCAGUUUUAACUUCUACCGCUUUAAAUUAAUCAAUCUUUGCUGCGCCAAAUAAUAUUGCGCUGCUGGUCAGUAUCGCGUUCUUAUCCGAUGUACGACUACCUAUAACAUUAGAAGACCCGUGUAAAGUCACUUUUAUUAAUUUAAUUUAAUACCGUAACAUAGGAGACUUAUACCGAAGGUAGCGACCCUCGAUAAUUUAAAUGGGUGAAUCGUACUUGCAAACGCAUCGAUCGCAAAUCUUGUAAUAUACGUGUUAUUUAAUUCUUUGCAUUCGGCUUUAAAAACCAUAAUAGGCAGUGUUCCGUUUAAUUAUUUCUAUUCCCCGAGGUGAAAGUCAACUUUUUUGUUACCUGUAUAUCUAUUAAAUGCUAUCUCACUGUCAA